GUGGUAAGCUCCGCAGUUCGUGGGAGGUUUCUGGAGUUAGGCGAGGGCGAAUGUCGAAUUUUCUUACCGUGGGACGGAGAUGCGCGUGUCAAAAGACCGCGGGAAAAUGAAUAAUGACGAAGCGGCCAGGAAGUGAAAAAUGAUCGAAGCAAAAUGAGGAGAACGUAUAACGCUGCAGCAGAUGUCCGAACGACUGAUUCUCUCGAACAAACAAGACGUUUGCACAAGGGUAUAACAGAUAUUGCCAAAAGAUUGGAUGAGCAAAAGAGUCGUGCAUUAACAAUAACAGAUUUGUUUACCCCUUCAGGGGAAGGACUACGGGUGAAGCUUAAGGAUUAUUGUGUAAGAUUAAUAACUAAAGAUCCUGUUGAGUAUGCACGUAAAACUGAAGAAUUACUGUGGAGAAAAGCAUUUUAUGAUAUUGUUUAUGCAUCUAAAAAAUUGCGAAAGGGUAAUGCAUGGACUGAAACAGAGAAAGCAAUGUUAUCUGUCCACUUGGCAGUAGGAGUUGGUUUUUAUCAUCAUUUUAUAUUGAAACUACAACUAGAAUAUGGUUUAGAUCUAGUUGGUGCUAUUGAUUUUGCAUAUGUACAAAAUGUAACAGGAUUAUCAAGUGUGAAGAGUAAAAUCAGCCAAUCUAAACAUCACACUGAAGAAGCAAAACAAUGUGUUAUGCGCCUAAUUCAUAGAAGUUUGGUAUGCCUUGGGGACUUAGCUAGAUAUAAAUUAGAAUUAGAUCCAUAUUGGGAUCCAUUGAUAGCAAAGAGGUAUUAUAAAAUGGCUAUAGCAACUGAUCCAAAUAUUGGAAUGCCUCAUAAUCAAAUGGGUACUAUAGCAGGCAAUACAAAUUAUGGUCUUGAUGCAGUAUAUCACUAUAUGAGAUGCAUUUUAUGUUCUGAACCAUUUGAAGGAGCAGAGGGAAAUUUAAAAAGAGCCAUUGUUACACACUCUAUUUACACAGAUGAGAAGUAUCCUACACAUGUCUGUGUCUCACGAUUAUUUUCUCUGUUACAAUUAUGGGAUUAUGAUGUACCAAAUUCUGAUCGGAUAAAUCAAGAAUGCCAGGAUCUUUUAACUAAUAUUGAAAAUUGCUUGAGUACAGAGCAAUCUGAGCCAAAUAAUACUAAUACUAUUACCAGUACCAAUGAUAAAGAAAGUAAUAUCGAAGUAUAUCUCCAAAACUGCAAAAAUGAACAGACAAAUUACUUGACAGAUGACAUGAUAUUCAAGAUUGUAGCUAUAUGUUUGAUGUCCAUUUCUAGGUUAAAAAGCAAAGAAUCUAGCGAAGUGCAAGGCGUUGUCGCCAUAACUUUAGCAAUACUGUCUCAACUAAUACAAUUUACAAUAACUAGAUUACAAGAAUCUUUUAUAGAUUUGUCACUACCCAAUAUAGAAGUAUCAAACUCGAAAAAUAACGACUGCAACACCGAGUCAAUAGAUGCGGAAGAUAAAGAUAAUGCCGUAAAACAACUAAAUUUCGAUGAAAGUAACGAAUCUAAGAUUAUAAAUGAUAAAAAAGCAUCUUUCGAAAAAGAAAGUGUAGAAAACAACAGUGACAUUCAAAAUGGCUCGCGAAAAACACGAGAUAAAACUAAAAGUUUGCUCACGAAACUUCGAAGACGAAAGCGGAGGAAUAGCAGUGAUUCAGAUGCGAGUGACAUUGAUCCAACUUUGGAAUCCUCUAGCGAUGAGAUAAAUUCUGAUGUUUCUGAAACAGAGGACGAUAUAUUAAGCGAAGAGAACGUAUUAUCAGAAGACGCGUUGUCUGAGGACAUUACGGACGACGAAGGUGCACCUGUGCAAGUAAAUCAAGAAGAUAUUGACAACUCUGAAGCGAAAAAGAUAAAUGGACACAUAGAAAUGGAAAGAAAAAGUGAAACGCCCGAAAUGAUCACUGAACAGGUACAAAAUGGUGAGCAAACACUUAAUGAUCAAGUUGAUAAAAAAGUUAAUGAUAAAGAUUCUUUAGCUAAUUCUGGAAGUAUAGAAACCAAUUCCAAUAGCACGUUUGAUGAAAAUAGUGCCUCAUCGAAUAGAGUAACAUACAUUGCCCAAUCAAAAAAAGAAAAUUUUAAACCGGAAGAUGUGCUGAAUAUUAUAAAUGGAAAAGAAAUACUGGCAUCUAUUAAAAUAUGUUGCGAUUGGUUGAAAAGUAAUCCCGAUAUUAUACGAAUAUGUGGAAAAAGUUCACGGACUUUAUUAAAACGUGUUACAAUUUUAUUAAAUUUAAUCAAUAUAAAUACAGAAACGCUGUUGAAAAAUUUUAAGGAUGAUAGUAUGAUUUUAUCGAGUGCAGAUAAAUUGAAAGAAUGCGUUAAAAUAGUUCCGUUACCGGAAGAUAUUGAUUUAAGAGGGUUGAAUCUUUUGGAAGAUGCCCAGAAGUCUCUGAAUUGGAAGAUACUGCAUAGACAUAAGAUGAAUAAGCAAGAGGAAACCUUAUUGAGAGCACUAAAAUUAAUCGAAUUUGGACAUUUUCUUAGUUCCAUCGAGGACGCAGGAGUGAAAUAUGAAGAGGCGAAACAAUUAUUUGUGAUGAUUGAUUUGAAUACUUCUAAUACAAAAAAUAACGGUAAAAGUUGGGAUAUGGAUCAUUCACGUGGAAAAUUAAUGAGACAUAUGGGCAAGUUAUGGUUGAAAGCGGAAGUUUGUGCUCUAGAGACUCGUUUAAGAUCUAGGCUUAUGUCUCCUUACUUGGUACCUGAUCAUGAGGCUUUAUCCAAACAUACACCGGCUCUAAAGCGUUUGGUGUACGCUAAGAAAUUUAUUGUUGUGAUUCCUAGUGUCGUUGUUUCUGCACUGGAUGAAGUAAAACGUAUUAGUGGUAGAGCAAGAGAAGCAACACGUUGGUUAGAAGCUCAAUUGAAGCGUGGCUCAAGGUUUCUUCGAGCUCAAAGACCUCACGAGCGUCUAGCAUUACCGUUUAUUAAAGGACCAAGACCAAAGGAUAAAGAAGCAUGGUUAUUUUUCCAAAUUAUAGAGUGCUGCCACUAUCUUACCCAACAGACGAAAGUUGGUAUGAUAAACGAUGCAGAAACUCCAGUUGUGACAUUACUAACUGGUUGUAACCCAGAUGAUAAAAGAGUCUUCACUUUUAGCCCUGAGGGGUUGGCAAAGAGUGCAGGUGUCAAUAUCGAAUAUAUUGAAUCAUUUCAUACAAAGUGGAAGGCAUCAAGUAAAAGUCAUGGUUGAACAUAUUGGAUUAAUGGAAACGAUAAUCUGCUGCUUGCUCGUACUGAAAUGAAAGGUAAAAGGGACUUGGCCCUUCUUAAGAGCUACGUAUACGGCGACGCUGCGGCAUCAGCUGAGCGGGCGAGACAGAGAGGGCUGGAAACCCAUAAAGGAAAAUCGACGGUUCUCCUGCAAUAAAACCACUGGAUUAAUAUCUAUCUUCUUUUUUCGUGAAUUCUAAAUAAUAAAAUGGUUUCCUUUUAA
Molecule: messenger RNA, 3432 nt
Organism: Bombus pyrosoma
Lineage: Eukaryota; Metazoa; Arthropoda; Insecta; Hymenoptera; Apidae
Gene: Smg5
Product: protein SMG5
Exons: 8
Coding region: 154-3189 (1011 amino acids)
Biological process (GO): nuclear-transcribed mRNA catabolic process, nonsense-mediated decay
Cellular component (GO): telomerase holoenzyme complex
Molecular function (GO): protein binding; telomeric repeat DNA binding; telomerase RNA binding
Source: RefSeq, a predicted model, not a curated record